Messenger RNA from Rhizopus microsporus ATCC 52813, 567 nucleotides. RefSeq lists its product as uncharacterized. NCBI's taxonomy places the organism in Eukaryota, Fungi, Mucoromycota, Mucoromycetes, Mucorales, Rhizopodaceae. Bases 1 to 567 code for a protein of 188 amino acids. The transcript is spliced from 3 exons. Gene Ontology annotation, biological process: SREBP signaling pathway; protein processing. Gene Ontology annotation, cellular component: Dsc E3 ubiquitin ligase complex. The record is from RefSeq and is a predicted model, not a curated record.
AUGGCAUACAGUUAUCUUUUAGAUAAAAGCUUGCUGGUUCUAUUAUUUAGAUUAUUACUGCAACUGCAAUUAUUAUCGCCUAAAGCACUUACAAGGUCAAUACGUACAGCAUUACUCAUCGUCAUUAGCGGAUGGCUCAUUUGUGUACUUCUACAUUUGGCUAUUGAUCCUGGACAACCAGGAAUUAUUAUUGACUUUAUCGAUAAUCAACAGAUACCCAGUACCUUCAGAUUGCUGAUGCUCGACUUUGUUGUCUUGUUACUUCAAACUGUUCGAGCAUUAGUUACCUCAAGUCUAUCAUCUCAGUUACUACUCCAUGGAACAGUUCUGACAACCUUACCUGUUCCACCAGCAAUAGCAACAGCCUUUGGAGCAGACACCGUCACAGUCAUGCUACCGUCUCGAGAUAGAAGAUUAGGUGAUGGUUCUGAUACAACAGAGGAACUAUUGUAUCAUAAUGACUUGGUAGUUGACAUUGGCCUCAGAAGUUGCAUAAGGAACAUUAUGUAUGCAGAAAUAGAAAAUAGCAACUCAGCAAGAGAUGGAUCAGAUAGCUUGCCUGUGUGA